This is a messenger RNA of Chaetomium fimeti, 1361 nucleotides long. RefSeq names its product protein-tyrosine phosphatase-like protein. Gene Ontology annotation, cellular component: nucleus. Gene Ontology annotation, biological process: protein dephosphorylation. The coding region runs from base 105 to 1259 and encodes 384 amino acids. Gene Ontology annotation, molecular function: protein tyrosine/serine/threonine phosphatase activity. The record is from RefSeq and is a predicted model, not a curated record. The transcript has 2 exons. Lineage: Eukaryota; Fungi; Ascomycota; Sordariomycetes; Sordariales; Chaetomiaceae.
AUUCCGUCACAAGCCAAAAUAUUGUCACCUCGAGCGUGACGUGCACCCUCGCCCGGAUGAUUCCAAGGUAGGUUGUGUGACCCCUCAAUAACAAAUCCGGAAAUAUGGCCUUGAACCGGAUUAACGGAGCCGACGAGCUCUACGUCGGAGGCGUCUUCGGCAUCAAUCGUGCCCGGCUUGUCCAGGAGCAUAACAUCACCCACAUUCUCUCCGUCAUCAAGUAUGCACUAAACCGAGACGACGAUGCAUUCCGAGAUGUGGAGCACCUCAGCAUCGACAUUGAUGACAUGGACGACCAAGACAUGCUCGUGCACCUCCCCAAGUUGGUGCGUUUCAUCAAUCGGGGCCUCCAUUCGGGGAAGCCCACGCCCGACAAUAAGACUUCGUCGGAGGCCGCAAUAACACCGUUACCCGACUCCACCAGCUCGUCCUCCUCCGGUGCCGUCCUCGUGCAUUGUGCCAUGGGCAAGUCCCGUUCCGUCACCGCCGUCAUAGCCUACCUCCUCUGGAAGCACCCACAACGCUUUGGCAAAGGAGACCCGACGACGACCGCCCAAGAAGCUGUCGCGCAGGCGUUGCAAUUGGUCCGCGAGACCCGGCCCGUGGCCGAACCCAACGACGGCUUCAUACGCCAGCUCGAAAUGUGGUGGGACAUGGGCUGCCCCGCCGGCACUGACGACGCGGUCGAGCAAGAGCCCGCAUACCAGCGUUGGCUGUACAAGCGGGAAGUCGAGGACGCGGCACGCAUCGGGCGAGCUCCCGACUGGAUACGGUUCGAGGAUGAGGUGGCCUCCGGGGCGGAUGACGCGGGUGCGGGUACGGAGAUCCGCUGCAAGAAAUGCCGGCGCAUGCUAGCGACGGAUCGAUUUAGCGUAUGGCACCAACAUCGUGGAUGGGACGAGGCGGACCGCGCGGGCUGCCCGCAUUUCUUCAUUGAGGCGCUGUCAUGGAUGCGCCCGAUCCUGGAGGAGGGCGCGCUCGAGGGCCGCUUGAUCUGCCCGAAUACCAAGUGCUCGGCUUCGAUCGGCCGCUACGCCUGGCAGGGGUUCAAGUGCAGUUGCGGCGAGUGGGUUGCCCCGGCCUUCUCGCUGCAGAGCAGCAAGGUGGACAAGGUUGUCACGCGGAGGCAGAACGCCGGCGCUGGCGCCAUCGCUGACCGGAUGGCUGCCCUGGGCAUCCGCAGGCCACCCGGGGCCGAGACAGUCCCCCCUGUGGCCGCGCCCGGCGCCGGUAUCGAGAGGCACAAGGAGAAUCUGUGAGGGUGGAACACAGAAAUCGGAUUCCCGAAGCACCCCUCGCCCCACGAAUAACCAAUUCCCUCACCGCGGUGCCUUACGGUUGCCGAUGACGCUCACAUCGGG